This is a messenger RNA of Pocillopora verrucosa, 1389 nucleotides long. The record is from RefSeq and is a predicted model, not a curated record. NCBI's taxonomy places the organism in Eukaryota, Metazoa, Cnidaria, Anthozoa, Scleractinia, Pocilloporidae.
AUGGCUACCGCACCGGACCCAGAGGUGCUUUGUUCCACGGAUGGAAAAGAUAAAUUCCAACGAAUAUCGCGUCUGCUAAUUAGUGGAGGUACUACAUUACUUAGAGAGGUGUUUGAUCAGAUUUGCCCACCAUUUCAUCUUCCUUCAAAAUCAAAAGAUCCAAAUACAAAGAAGCAGCUUAAAUCGGCAAAGCUCACAAAGCCACAGCGAGACUGCCUGUACCCCUCCCCGGGGACGUAUGGUGAGUCAAAAGGUUUCGAUAUUACUCUGCUCUUCGCUUUGCUAAAGACAAUAUGCAACCUCACCCCUCCAAGCACGGGCUGGGAUAUUCUACCAGCUCCCACCGAUCACAGUUUAGUUGCAGAAUUGGCAAGAAUUAAGCAUUACAGGAACGCGGUGUAUGGCCAUGUAAAGGGAAACAUGGAGAUUACAGAUGACGAAUUUCUACAGCUUUGGGAGAACAUUAGCCAGGCUCUGAUAGGUGUCGCAGCAAACCUUGGCCCAACAAGCAAAUGUAAUGACUGGCAGACGAAAAUUGACAAGUUAUUGAAGGAUCCCCUUACUGCUGAAGAUGAAAGAAACGUACAGGAACUGCAAGAAUGGUAUAAAAAGGAUGAAGACAUCAAAAAAUCCUUAGAUCAAUUGGUAGAUACAACCCAAAAAGGGAAAGACAGUAUAGAAAGGAUGGAAAAAAACGUUGAGGAGAUCAAAAAAUACUUGAGUGAAUUGUAUGAGCUUAGGCCAAAUUCUUGCGAGAAUUGUACUUGUACUGAUGCAGCUAUACUUCCGGUGAAGUUGAGUUGUGAGAUCUACGCACACUCAGAUCAACAAGGGGACCUUUGCGGAAUGUCAGUAAAUGGAGAUGCCUCGCGUGCUACUGCACAGGAGGUAUUGAAUCAAAUUGCGAAAAGUUAUUUGCAGAUAGUUGAAUCAUCCACAAAAAAAGAGUGCAAUGAAUUUAUGAAGUAUCUAACGAGGAUGGGGGAGGUGUUAGCUGUAGACGUCAUAAAAGGGAGCUUGAUGAUCAAAGUGGGAUGCCGAUCUGUGCAGAUAUUGAGUGACUUGUAUAUAGACUUUUUAACAGGUCAUUUAAAUGCGCUGGCACAAGAACACCUUGUGACAGAGAGGGUUCUUACCAAGUUUGCCCUUAUGGAAGCAAAACUCACUACAAACAUUUCAGAGAACGAGUACAGAAAUUGUCGAAAGCAAUUAAAGGCAUAUGCAGUCCUGGAGCCGAAAGUUCUUGACCUAAAGAACCGUCGAGAUAAACUCCAGGAGAAGUUCCUCGAAUGGGUUAAAGUUAGAAAAAAAUCAGAAGUUUACUUGAAAGACCGCUCCAAGAUCGUAGAAUGUACUCCUGCAGUACUUUUCAUUGGCUUGUGGCCUUAG